CUGGCAACACGGUUGCCCUGGCAGCGCUGGACGCGGCUAGUCUGCAGACACUUUUCCUUCCCAAAAGGCUUCGCGAGGGUCCCCAGAGUCGCCCAGCAAGCUGCCCGCCAUGCUCAGGGGGAAACGUGGGGGCCGGGUGGGCGCCCUGGAGGAGGAGACGCCCUUGGGGUCCCCACAGCUCCCAGAGGCGGUGUCCGAGCGGGUUCUGCUUCGGGGCAUCUUCGAGAUCCAGAGGGAAAGCUGCGACGUGGUGCUGGGCGAGCGGGCCCUGCGGUGGCGACGCAUCCAGCCCGAGCUCCCGGCGGGUAGCUCCAAGUGUCACCUUCUGGGCAGAGAAGAGUCCAUAGAACUUGAAGACAUAUUCUCUGUGAGGCUGAAGCGGCGCUGUUCUGUGAAGCAGCCAGGCAAAGGCACUCUCUUGGGCAUCACCCUCUUUAUAUGCUUGAAGGAGCAACAAAACAAACUAAAGGAUUCUACCCUUGAUCUUAUUAACCUGAGUGAAGACCACUGUGACAAGUGGUUCAGGGAGUUCAAGAAAAUUCUGGAAGGUUUCCCAAGCAGGCCAAAGGCCCUAAAGAUCUUCCUCAACCCCCAGAGUCACAGACAGGAGUCUGUGCAAGUCUAUUUUGAGAAGGUGGAGCCUCUGCUGACGCUUGCGGGGAUAAAGACCGAUGUGACAAUAACAGAGUAUGAAGGGCACGCCCUAUCCCUGCUUGAUGAAUGUGAACUCCAGGGAUUUGAUGGUGUCGUCUGUGUUGGUGGAGAUGGAUCUGCCAGUGAAGUGGCCCAUGCUCUGCUCCUCCGAGCUCAGAAGAGUGCUGGGGUGGAGAUGGACUGCCUCCUGACCCCCGUUGCGUCACAGCUUCCCCUUGGCCUAAUACCAGCAGGAUCUACGAAUGUAUUGGCACAUUCUCUUUGUGGAAUUACUCACGUGGUGACUGCAACUAUGCACAUUAUAAUGGGCCACAUACAGUCAGUAGAUGUGUGCACCUUUAGCUCUGCUGGCAAGCUUCUUCGCUUUGGGUUCUCUGCCAUUUUCGGCUUUGGUGGAAGGACUUUGGCUCUGGCAGAGAAAUACCGAUGGAUGUCCCCUAGUCAGCGGAGAGACUUUGCUGUACUCAAAGCAUUGGCCAAACUUCAACCAGAGGAUUGCAAAAUAUCAUUUCUAACAGCUGGUUGCUCCCAGGAUGAACAAGAAAGAAAAGCAAAGCAAUCUCCAGAAUCUGACCAUGGUGGCCAAUGGCAAACCAUCCAAGGGCAGUUCUUGAAUAUCAGUAUCAUGGCAAUCCCCUGUCUGUGUUCAGUGGCACCCAGGGGCUUAGCACCUGACACCAGAUUGAAUAAUGGAAGCAUGGCUCUCAUAGUUGUACGGAACACCACUCGAAAAGAAUUUGUAAAGCACCUGAAAAGAUACUCCAGCAUAAAGAAUCAGUUCAAUUUUCCCUUUGUGGAGACUUAUACCGUUGAAGAAGUAAAAAUUCAUCCAAAAAAUAAUAGCAGCGAAUACAACCAGCAGGAGGAGGGUCAAAACCAUGCAACUGUUCCAGAAAAUGGUUUUCCUUGGAAUGUAGAUGGAGACUUAAUUAAAGCUGCAUCUGAGGUCCACAUUAGACUGCACCCAAGACUGAUCAGGCUUUAUGGAGAAAGCCUGGAAGGAAUGAAUGACUCCAAAGUAGCUUGUAAUUGCAUAUAAAAGAAAUAUGUAAAGUAGAAAUUUAUUGUGAAGGAAUCUGGUAUGCAACAUAUACACAAAUAGAAAAUACAUUUUUGAAUGAAAAUGUCUAUUUAAAACAUCUAUUUUAAUGUAAUUAAAAUAGUAUCUAGGUAUUUGAAAAUCAAGAUGAUAAAGAUAUAAAAUCAAUGAAUAAUCAAGUUCUGAGUUUUGGAAAGCAUUUGUUAGAUCUAAUAUAAACAAUGUUGUGCUAUAUGAAUAUUGUUGAAGAUAAUUCUUCUUAUUCUCUUGCAAUUUCCUAUAGCUAGAUAAAAUGUAAAUUUUAUAAAAUUUCAAACUCCAUAAGGAGCAGGCAAUAUAACCAUGAACGAUCACUUAAUUAAAAAAAAUUCACUUAAGCUAUUGUCCCCCAGAUCAACCCCAUAAUGACAUCUUUGAAGUAACAAGAUCUUUAAGCUUAUUAUACAGGUGAACUUCUAAGUUUACAUUAAGCUUUAUUUAAAAAUAUACAUAAAAUAUCUUUUUAACUGGGCAAAAAUGUGGCCCAGGAGGUAGCUGUGUUCCUUUGUAUCUGAAAGGCAAGGACUGGGCAGUCACAGCACUAAGUUUUCAGUGUAAUGAUCCAAAUUUAAAUUUCCUCAGAUUCCACCCCUUAAAAAGAUAGGUCAAAACUGAUACUGAUUUUUGUGUAUUAAUACUGACACCUUGAUGAGAUAACCACUUGAAUUUCUAUAGAAACCAUAAAUACAUAUCCCUUUAUACAAUAGAAAUCCUUUAAAAAUACAAACAUUUAUUUAAAUAUAUAUAUUUUUGUAUGUGUGCACACAGAGUUGAUUUGUAUACUCAAGUUUCAUUGCUCACACCCCUCCCAAAACCCAGCACACUCUUGUUCUCUAGCCACAGACCAUGGGCUUGUGAGGGGGCAACUGUCAUGAAUCAGGAAAUCUGAGGAAGGACCAGCUGACAGCAAGAAUCUCCUGUAAAGCAAUCUUUCUUUUUAAACACUGAAGGCUGCCCCUUUUAGCCAACACAUGUUCAAAAUCUGGCCAUAGCUUUCUUACACAUAAUAGAUCCAGAUAAAAAUUUGCACUUAUCAAACCACAUGUAUGAAAUAAAUAGUACAAAAAUGAUUUUGUAAAACCCAAGUAAAAAAUAAUUCACUUUAAAAUAAAACCUUGUGUAACAUCAAA
Mesocricetus auratus (golden hamster) is the source of this 2862-nucleotide messenger RNA. RefSeq names its product ceramide kinase like (gene Cerkl). Gene Ontology annotation, molecular function: kinase activity. The coding region runs from base 110 to 1693 and encodes 527 amino acids. NCBI's taxonomy places the organism in Eukaryota, Metazoa, Chordata, Mammalia, Rodentia, Cricetidae. The transcript is spliced from 13 exons. The record is from RefSeq and is a predicted model, not a curated record.